Messenger RNA from Mus pahari (shrew mouse), 398 nucleotides. Its product is annotated as dynein light chain Tctex-type 1. The transcript has a single exon. The record is from RefSeq and is a predicted model, not a curated record. Gene Ontology annotation, molecular function: dynein intermediate chain binding. Bases 21 to 338 code for a protein of 105 amino acids. Gene Ontology annotation, biological process: microtubule-based movement. NCBI's taxonomy places the organism in Eukaryota, Metazoa, Chordata, Mammalia, Rodentia, Muridae. Gene Ontology annotation, cellular component: cytoplasm; cytoplasmic dynein complex.
AGCUGCAGUUAACAGGUUUUAUGGGAAGGAGAAGCGUUAGAGGAAAGAUGGAAGACUUCCAGGCCUCCGAGGAGACUGCAUUUGUUGUUGAUGAAGUGAGCAACAUUGUAAAGGAGGCUAUAGAAAGCAUCAUCGGUGGCAACGCCUACCAGCACAGCAAAGUGAACCAGUGGACCACUAACGUCGUAGAACAGACUUUGAGCCAACUCACCAAACUGGGGAAGCCAUUUAAAUACAUUGUGACCUGUGUGAUCAUGCAGAAGAACCGUGCUGGGUUACACACCGCAAGUUCCUGCUUCUGGGACAGCUCCACAGACGGAAGCUGCACAGUCCGAUAGGAGAACAAGACCAUGUACUGCAUCAGUGCCUUUGGACUGUCCAUCUUGCCAGCCUCAGCC